Messenger RNA from Penicillium oxalicum, 186 nucleotides. RefSeq lists its product as uncharacterized. NCBI's taxonomy places the organism in Eukaryota, Fungi, Ascomycota, Eurotiomycetes, Eurotiales, Aspergillaceae. Bases 1 to 186 code for a protein of 61 amino acids. The transcript has a single exon. The record is from RefSeq and is a predicted model, not a curated record.
AUGGGGUCGCCGGUGAGGGCGAAUGAAGAGAAACUGAGGAAUGAGCAGAGAGGUGAGGCGAUCGAAGAAUCGAAGGGCGACCGAAGCGUCGUAGAAAAGAGAGACCACGAGGGCGAGGGAGAGAGGAAGGGAAUGAAGAGCAAGAAGGCGCUAACCCGUGAGAGAUAUGGGUCACCGUGUGAAUGA